This is a messenger RNA of Colletotrichum siamense, 663 nucleotides long. RefSeq names its product Expansin-YoaJ (gene yoaJ-1). The record is from RefSeq and is a predicted model, not a curated record. The transcript has 3 exons. NCBI's taxonomy places the organism in Eukaryota, Fungi, Ascomycota, Sordariomycetes, Glomerellales, Glomerellaceae. The coding region runs from base 1 to 663 and encodes 220 amino acids.
AUGCACAGUCUUCUUUCUGUCGGUGCGGCCCUUGCCGUCAUGAUCCAGGGAACGAACGCUGCUGCAACCAGUGCCGUUGCUACUUGGUACGGUGGAAACUUGAAUGGAGGAAACUGCCUAUUCUCUGGCUACACUCUGCCCUCCAGCGUGCUUGGUACCGCUCUAUCAUACACCAACUACAACGGCAACUGCGGCAGUUGCCUUAACGUCAAGGGUCCCAAGGGAAAUACCAUCAAGGUGAUGGUCGUCGACAAGUGCCCUCAAGGCUGUGGAGCCGGGCAGCUUGAUCUCUUCCCCGAUGCGUUUGCCAAGCUUGACGACCCCAACAAGGGUGAGAUUAAAGUGCAGUGGGAACAAGUCCCGUGCGGGAUCACCACGCCCAUAGUUGUCCGCAAUAAGGAGGGCACUUCUAAGUGGUGGUUCUCCAUGCAAGUCAUGAACCACAACUAUCCCGUCACCAAGUUCGAAGUCAGUGCCGACGGCGGCAAGACCUGGCAGAGUACCAUUCGCCAAGACUACAACUACUGGCAGAAAAGCAGCGGUGAUGGCUUCAACGUCGACACUGUCAGCGUCCGUGUCACCUGUAGUAACGGGAAGCAAGUUGUGAUAAACAACGUAGGCACCACUGAGAAGGCGCAGUUCAAGGCUUCUGGCAAUUGCUGA